Dibothriocephalus latus is the source of this 762-nucleotide messenger RNA. NCBI's taxonomy places the organism in Eukaryota, Metazoa, Platyhelminthes, Cestoda, Diphyllobothriidea, Diphyllobothriidae. The record is from the annotation of a GenBank genome assembly.
AUGAGUUCACCGAAAUGCCAUCUUAACCCCAUUUGCAGGUGUCCGGUCCUCGCGGAGAUAGAAACGCAGCCCACUCAGGGUGGCGGGAGCACAAAGAUCACCAAUGAUGGUAAACCAGUGCAGGUCGACCUCGAGGUUGCGGGUUGUGGCGGUCUACCGCCGUUUGCUGACGGCCGGUACUUCCCCGCUAAAAUACACAAGUUCGAGAAUGGCAUGGUUCUUGUGGAAAAAACCCAUCUCCAACCGCAAGAUACAAUUCGCGUGACUGUGUACUCUGACAAAUCAAAGGCCAUUAGGUCUGCAUAUUUUGAAGUCUUCCAGUUAACUUACCUGCCGGAGCUUGAAAUGAGUGCCAAUGCGGAUGUUGAAGAUAAGAAAGAUGAACCUGGUUGUGUAUCUAUUGGCAAAUCAAAGAAGGUUUCAGUUAAAAAGGGGUAUUCCAAGCAAUAUGUUUCCAAAGUGGGUGAAAAGUUUCCACCCAAUUUGGACACUCCCGGCCGAGUGGAUCAAAAGCACGACGAUCGACAACAAAUAAAGGAAGAAGAACGGAAGGCUGGUUGCUUUAUGGAUCUGCCACUACCAACUAAACCAAAAACAUUGGACCAAAGCAUUGAUGCGGCGGGAAUAAGGAUUGAAUAUCUCUUGCGCAUUCACUUGGAUAUAAAGGGUGAAAAGGAGUGCACAAAAAUAGACCAACCGAUAACAAUUUCGUCGGAGCUCCUGCCAAACUACAAGAUGCGGUACAUCAAAUUUACCGAAUAA